AUGGGUUGUGGCUCGAGUAAAUCGGAAAACAUACCAGAUGAUGUAAAUAUUCACUCACAGCCGUCAACGGCUAAUGGCGAUACUUCCCAUUUCCAACCUGUCACUUGUGAAAAAAAUUCAGAGAAGCCAUCUGUUGAUGUCCCUCAAGGUACAAAAGAAAACGGAAUCGGUGCAAAGUCAGUUGAGCAGCGACACGGCUUUGAUGGGACAAAAACUACAACCAAGGCAUCUCAGAUGACAAUUUUGCACUUCAAUGAUGUCUACAACAUCGAGCCACGGGACAGGGAGCCGGUUGGCGGUGCGGCUAGGUUUGCUACCAAAGUAGCAAGUUUUAAACAUUUGAACCCAUUAAUUGCUUUCAGUGGGGACUGUUUAAAUCCUUCAACGAGUGAGUAUGCUCGUAAGUUAGCGUCGCCGUACAAUAACUUCAAACAGGGCAGCAGUUCACAAGUAAUGGCUCAACAGACCCUUUUAGCUUGCAUGUUUUGUUUACCCCAUUUCAGAUCAUGUGAUGAUACUUUAGAGAACUGUUUCUUUCAAGUUUCCUCUUAUUCACGUGCAUAUUUACGCAUAAUUUACAAAAGGUAGAGCAGGGAAUCUCCAGAAGACCUGAAAUGGGUAAACGAAACAUACGAGCUAAGGAGGCCCAUUACCAGACAGAUGAAGGAAAUUGCUCCCUUGUCGUAUUGCAAGUACACUGUGGCUUUGCAGUUGGUUUGUUGUCGACGUGCAUUGUAAAAAAUACAAUACCUUGUAUAGAUAAAGGGAUUGAACAGGGAAAUUUGGGGAUUGCCAUCUGGGACCCUCUGUUGUAGUGAAGACCUGUGUUGCUGUGUUGUGACAUAUUGUAGCUGUGUUGUGACAUAUCUUGGUGGUGGGGAGGGGGAGUGGGGGGCGAAGUUCUGUUGGCCAUGUAAUUCUAAAAGUAAUGGGGACAGCUACUUCUGGAACUCAUAAUGAUGUGGGUUAUUUUAACAAUUGCUAGACUGUCCUCAUGGGAGAGACAAAUAUAAAAAUUAAUGCCUCUUUAACCCUUCCUUGUUUAUUGAGAGAAUUCAGUGGCCAAUUUUUUCUUUUUUCCUUAUAAUUAUCAGUGAGCAGUGUGACUGGUGGCAAACAGAUGAUCCCAAUUCUAAAUGCAUUAAAUGUCCAUGUUGCUGUAUUUGGAAAUCAUGACUUUGGUAAGUGUUAUGUAGGAUUGUGGUAUUAACUUUAAUAUUGCUUACUUAACCUGCUAGAGGGAUUGUAGUAUUUCCAUGUGUAAUUUGCAUGCAGUACAUGCAGUUUAAAGGGAGGAUAGGCUCACUUUGUAGAUACAGUCCUUGUAGGGACCAUGUGCUGCUCUCCAUGCAGAUACUUUUAAUUUUACAGGGAGCAUCUGAAUCUAAAGUUAUGUUCAGCCAUUGUACUAGAACUCAUUACCUACAUGUAAUGAAGAUACAAUAUCAGUGUACCAUUUGUGGACUGCGUUGGUUGAUUUUCUUAUUUGCCACGCUUUUUCUAGUUAAAAUUUUUUCUAUGAGUCAAGAUAUCAUUCCUUGAGUUCCUGUUAUUUAUUUUUUUUUUUUCUACAAGAGAAUUUAUCCUCUGGUUGACAAUUCAAGUAGUCAAGCUUUAAAAUAAAUAUAAGUCAAGUUCCUGGUGGCAUUUGUUGUUGGUGACUAAAGUUUAUUGACUGCAGCUCUUUUAUGCAACAUUACUUGAAUGAAUUUGUCAAUUUUUUUUUUCAGAUUUUGGUGUAGAUGAGUUGAUGGAGUUUAGUGCUGCUACCAAUUGUCCAUGGCUUCUUAGCAAUGUGAUCGACAAUGUGACUGGAAAACAGCUGGCUGGUGGUAAAAUCAAACAUAUUACAGAGUGGGGAGAAAGAAAGGUUGGUGAAGCCUCUUUGAUUUAUUUCACCAUUUGAUGAUAUGAUCCUGAGCUAGUUUCUUUUUGAUGAAAGGGGGUAAGUUUCUUAAGAUACAAUGGUGCUGCAUCAGUAAGGUGGUACAACUGGAUAAUUUGGUUCUAUCAACUGAGUUGAUAAUGCAAAUAGGCGACUGCAACGAGUUCCUAAGGCUGCCAUUUUGUGAGUCAACCAAUAUUCUUUUUACAAACCCUUCUAGGUGGCUAGUAUAUAUUUUUACCAAAUUUUUUUACAUUCAGAUCUAUUUUUCUCAACUUUGCUCAGGAAUUCAUCUCUGUUUUCAACCAGUCAGAUGUAAUUAUUAUUCUAAAACCAGUUGCACCUUUUUUCCCUACAUUUUUCUGUAUCUUGGGCAGUUUACUUUUUUCAAUAUAGGUUCAAAGCCCUCCUCGAGUUAUUAUUUUCCUAGCUUCGUUCUGAUUGGCUGUUGGGAUCAACCCAUUAAAGUUUUGGUUUAGCAAAACUCAGUCAAAAUGUGCUCAAAUUACAACUCCUGUUUGGUUUAGAUUGGUUUUAUUGGCUUAGUGGAAGAAGAGUGGCUUGUUACCCUGGCAACAGUUGACAGGGAAGAGGUCACAUACUUUGAUUUUGUAACAGUAGGUACAAAGUUGGCAAAAGAACUUAGAGAAGAGGUGAGUAUUUUCUUUAAAAAUUCUUGUGACCAGAGAGACUUCCUUGCCUUUGAAAUCCUCAGAAUGUAGAGUUGAAAACCAUCUUAGUUUCAAGAAAAAGGGUUAGUUUCCUUAUAUCUCAUGGUUGUUGUGACAAUGUUGUUGAUUGUGGGGUCUACCAUAGGAAUGUUGCUAAUGAUGAUUAAGAAGAAUACUGAAGAAGAUCUGACAGGCUUAACCCUUCACUCCUAAGAUCUUAUUAAUAAUUCUCCUUACUUCUAUACAAUUCUUAUGAUGUAUGUCUGGAGAAUUUGGUAUUGGAUUAACUAAUAAUCUCUUGCUUGGUAUUUUCCUUUUUUCCUCAUUACCUGUCUGCUUGAUACUAUAAAAAUAUUGUAAGGAGAAAUUCUGUCAUAGUCACUCCUGGGAGUGAAGGGAUGAUAGACUGUGUUUUUCUCUGUGAAAUAUUAUCUCCAAUUAUCAUCACUUUUUUAUUGUUGGUAAAUAUUCCUAAAUAAAUGUCACUUUGGAAUAAAAUUUCUAACUGACAAGAAAUAUUUCUUUCCCUAUAUAGGGAGCAGAGUUUGUGGUAGCCUUGACUCACAUGCGAGGACCAAAUGAUCGUCGUCUGGCACAGCAAGCAACUGGCAUAGAUCUAAUUUUGGGUGGUCAUGAUCAUGAUUACUUCACCGAGAAGGUUUAACAUCUCUUUCCUUUUGUAUUUGAGUUUAUUAUGUACUUAUUGACAAAUUAAGGGUCCAUUUUCAGGCUUUACAAGAGUUAAGUACAUCGACUACUGGAAAUGACUACGUAUGGUUUUUUUUUGUACCUCCUAGAUUAAUGGUGUUAAUGUCAUUAAGAGUGGAACAGACUUCAGAGAAUUUAGUAUUAUUACUGUCACCUUUUUUGAUAACAACCACAACAAAUGCAACAACAGCAGUAGCAGUGGCAACAAAUCUUUUUCAAUAGAUGUUGAAAGAGUGGAAGUCACAAGUGAUAUACUAGAAGACACUGAAGUGAAAUCCACAGUUGAUAAAUAUGUUGGUAAGCUAAUUACAUUUUUAUUCCUAGAAAUGUUCAAAACAUCUAGAUUUUAGUAUUUCAGUGAUUUAAAACCAUCAGUGUUCCUGAGAGGUGUCUCAGAAGACCAGGCAUUAACCUCAAGAGUUUAUGUUGCUCUGGUGUCUUCUGAGAAGUUGGUUUCUGCAUUCAAUUUCAAUACUAGUCAGUGCAUCACAGUACAUUUGAAUAGAUUCAUUGUGUUUAUUCUGAAGUUCAAACUGGUGCUGUCAAUAAUCUUAUCAAUAUUCUUAGCCUAACUGAAAAGAGACAUGAGACAUGAGACCUGAGACUUGUUUGCCCUUAAUUUGAUGCUGUGCUGAAAUUAUUUUAUCUAACAAGGUGAGAUGAACAACUUGAUGGAAGAAGUGAUUGGUGAAGUGCAAGUAGAGCUUGAUGGAAGGUUUUCCAGCAUGAGAACAAAGGAGACCAACCUGGGUGAGUUGCCCGUUGAUGCCUUACUUUUUGGUGAAACUACACGCUUAUUCCACCUUCAAACGCUCACUUUUAACUUCCUACACAGCUACAGAACUCACUUACCUUUAGAUGCUGUUUUAACUCAUUUAAAUGAGGUGAUUUUUGGCAUUUAUGCGAGGGAUACUUUUGUUUCCAAAUUUUAUUUUUUCAAAUUAAAAUCAUUAUGGCAAAUCAUAUGUAAAAAAGUUUGUGACACAGAAACUUGUUUUUAGAUCCAAUUAUAGCUCCUUGCUUUUAAUAUAAAUUUACAAGUAUGGUGUACUAGAUUAUUAUAUAGAAUGUAGUGUAAUAAAUAAUAUUUUUGAUCAACUGUAUUUCACUCACAACACUAGUACUUAACUUACAAUCCAUAACUAUUCUCCAAGGCAAUACCUACAAUAGAUUACCUUCUGUACAUUAAUUACAACAAACUAAACUUCUUAGAAUGACUAAUGACAAUGUCUCUUUCUUUUUGCUUUCUGCUGCACCAUAGGAAAUUUUAUAACAGAUAUCAUACAAAAUGUUACUGAAGUGGACUGUGUUAUUCUUAACUCCGGCACCCUCCGAUCAGAUAGCAUUCAUCCCCCUGGAAAGUUCAAAAUGAAGGUGCAAGUGUUAAUAUUUUCAAGGAUGAAAAAUCUUGUUUUACAAUGUAACAUAUGGAGAUAGUGGAAGCAAUGUUUGUUCUGGCAAAAGCCAACCAGUGCAAUUAGGCUAGCUUUUGUGAUGACCAUUCAACAAUGACAACUGACUUGUAUAGGGUGUCAAUCAUGGGUUUCUAUAAGAGCUGGUUGCCGCCAUCUGUUUAGCCUGCAAGCAGGCUCUUGUGUUUGGGUUUGCCACCUUAAGGCACAGCAGCUUAUUUCACCAUUAGUAGCUGCUUCACCCUUUAUACCCUUAUAUCAGUUUGCAUAGUCUCCAUACUCUCCUUUACACAUUUUGUAAGGUAUUGAGAGGGAGAAUUUGUGUAGAGCCUCUUAAAGUGGGUUGUUUUUUCUUUUAUUCUCAUGGUCUAAAUGCUUGAUUAAGAGAUGAUACUGUAAGGAGAAAGUAGGAGCCAAUCACUCUCAGGGUUUGAAGGGUUAAGGAAAAAGUCAUUGAAACCCCUAGUGUUAAUUAGGCCUCAGAGAAAUAUUUGGUUACCAUACACAAUUCUGUAGCUAGCUUUUGAUGGCUUGAGCUGUUUUUUAUUCAGAUUUGCAGUUGUUUAGAUAUAAUUUACCUUUUCCUUAACACCAUUCUUUUGUUAUUCAUUCCUAACCCUUAAACUCCCAAAAUCUGAUUGUUAAUUCUCCUUUCUUGCUGUUACACAUUUCCUUGUAAAUCAGUUCUGAGAAUUUGGUGUUAGAUCAAGAUAAAAACUCCUAACUGAUGAGUUUGAGUUUUCCUGUUACUGUUUUCUGGAUAAUGUAUGGAUGGUAUAGGGAGAAGUUACAUCUUAAUCACCUUAGUGGGAGUUAAAGGGUUAAUAAACACUGUAUACCAUGUAUUUUCCAGGACCUCUCAGCCAUCCUUCCUAUGCCUGAUGUGUUGGUGGUGUUGGAAUUGACAGGUAUGUCAGCUCUACAAAAGUAAAAUUGUGAUUUUUUUAUAAUAUUGGGUGAUUUUCUGAUGAUGGUAGUCUUGUGAAUGAUGUUGGCAGAGACAAACUGGUGUUUCAACAUUAUCUGAGCUGAAGUUGUAUUUGAUCAAAAUCUGUUGCUUUCAUUUGAUAUCAUGCACGUGUGUUAGUGAGACAGUUACAUGCAAGUUUGGAUUUAUAAAAGAGCCUUUGUUUUAGGUGAUCAGAUUUUAGAGGCACUAGAAAAUGGAGUCAGCCAGUGGCCUAAACUUGAAGGAAGAUUUCCUCAGGUUAGUAAAAUAUAUUUUAAAUUUCAUACAAAAUUUCAGAAGCAAUUAGGAUCAUCGUUUCCACUCUUGAUUUUGAAAUGGGUGUUGAAAACUGAAUUUAAAUUUUUGAUACAUUUAUAGAUUUUGUCAGUAAGGCCAAAUAAUAAUUUUUUACAAUAAUGUACAAAAUGUUGCAUGAAAAAAGUAUCAAUUUUGUUUGAAUGCAAAAGUGAUUGUGGAUUACUUUGCUUUGCUCAUUUAUUGGUCUAGAAAACUUGCAACACCAUCUCAACCAAUCAAAUGUAAAACUAAUCAACGGUCCAUUUUAUAAUUGCCUGUUUGUCUGCCAAGCCUUUGAACAGAAGUGAGGCUAAGGUUGACCUUGUUAUGAUACAAAUGUUGCUGCUUUUCAAAUGUAAAUUACUUUGUUAUCAUGCCAACUAGAUAUUGGUCUCUAUCACAACAUGGUCACCUUCAGCCUCACUCCAAAUCAAAGGCUUGGCAACUAAGUACACAACUAAGUACUGUAAAAUGGCCAAUUACCAGCUUGGUUGCUCACAUUUUCCUGUGCUUCAAGCUGGUUGCCUGUUUUUACUUUGAGCUCUCAUCAGUUAAUUAUAAUGAUAACCUUCGUUCUGAUUAGUAAUUGUGAUUACUUUGAUUUUGGUUUUUCAACACACAAUUUGAAAGUGCUCUCAUUAAUUGAUGAAAUUUUCCUUGCUGAUGAAUUGUAAGGAUUUCAAGUUAUUACAUUGGGUAUAGCCUUGAAAAAGUAAUUUGGAACCUAUGCAGCUAAGAUGUAAAUUGGGUGCUUAGCAGUACCUGAUUCAUCUGUAUUUCCAAAUAUAUUCGUAUGGACUGAAUUUAUUUUAACACUAUUUUAGUAAUUUUAGAAUUGCUAUAAUUAUGGGGCUAACUGAUUCGCUUAAUUAUUUUAUUUUUUUAUGUUGUAAGGUGGCAGGAAUAAAAUUUUCCUUCAAUCCUGACAAAGAUCCUGGAUGCAGAAUAUUGGAGGACUCUGUGAGCAUCAACAAUGAGCCACUUGUCAAAGAUAAGGUUUGUAAACCUUAAACCUCCUUUGUAAACUGAUUUUAGGUUACUGUGGUCUUCAAAACUUCAGAUAUGUAUGAGGAGUUCUGAGUUCAUAUUUCAUUUAUAAAUGUUUCUGAAAUUUUGAAUGUGACAUAGAGAUUGGUCUUCAGUGUGACUUGUGGACAUGUGGCUUGUUUGGUUGGUAACUCUAGUAUUAUUGCAUUAUCCACAUUGUUAUCACUGUGAUAGACUAAGAGCAGAGCCUCCUUUUCAGCUGAGUCUCAUUAGUCCAAAAAAAAUCUGUUAUAGAAAUAAAUGAUUUUGGUUAUUGAACCAUGCAGAAGUCUGGGAAUGUGUUGCACUUCGCUCCCAGAGUUCUGCAUAACAUGCUAACAUCAACUUUUCUUUUGCUCUUCCUUGCUCUUCCUUACUCUUCCAAAAGUUCAUAUUGCAUUCUUGCUGAAUGACAAAAUAGAAGAAUGGAUUAUUUUAAAUCCUUAUAGAGAUACAAAGUAUCUACAAAGUCAUAUCUUGCAAAGGGCAAAGAUGGUUAUCAAGUAUUUACCAAGGGCAAAGUUCUGGUGAGUUAAAUUUGAGAUACCAAACAAUUAUAUUGAGGGAAAAAUUUGAACACAGGGUUGUUACUCUAUGAUAACUUUAAGUUGCAAGUGUUGUAAGCUUAUCGUUGGUGUUACAGGGAAAGGGAAGUUAAUUUAAAACCUGUUUGUAGCCUAAUAUCAUAAUCAUUUAUCCUUUAAUGCCACCAGAAUAUAUGAUUUUUUUAAAUAUUUUGUUGGGGAUAAACUAUCUGAGGUGGUGGCCAAAUGGACAUGAUUUAACACUUUCACACACAAGAUCAAAAAAUCGAUUCUCUGGACCAGUAUCAUACAUUUCUUUCUUGGUUGGUCUUGAGAAUUUGGUGUCUUAUCAGGACCAGAGUUCUUAACCCUCUUACUUCUCAUUCUCUUUUGGAUUUCCUUUUUUGUAACCUUCAUUAUUUCCAUCUAGGUUGAUGAAGAGGAUGGUUCGAUUUUAAACACAAUUGUCAGGAACCAUUUUCACUCAAUCAAUAUUGUUAGAGGUGCUACAAAAUCAAAAUCCUCCCACAGACAAAGUCUAGCUAUGUGAGUACUUAUCAACACAUUUCUGUUCAUAUUAAAGAGAGGUUGCAUGUCAAGAACCCUUGGUCAGGUGAAGAAAAUAGUGACAGCUUUAGAAGUUUUGGCAUGUAGUAUUGUUGAAUAUUUUUAUGAGUUGUGUUGCGCCUAUUUUGACAAGCCUGUAAGGCAAGUUAAUAUAUAACUUACAACAAGUGAAAAUACUCAGCAAUACUAUGCACUAAAACAUCUAAAGAAUUAUUUAUUAUCCCAAUGUUUUACUCAAUGUGCAUUUUAAAAUGCACAUAGAAUAAAUCAUUUGAAUAAUAAAUAAUAGGGUGGGGAAAGCAAAGCAGAUAAGGAAGCGUAGCACAUGCAGCCAAGUGGUUCAACAGGUUUUUUUUACGAUAUGAAAUAACCAACACACCCACUUUGUGAUAAUUAUUCAUUUUUAAGCACUCAGGAAAUAAAAGAUGAAGAGUUUUGCCUGUUAGUCACUAGGUAACCAUACCAUUACCAACAACUCUCAGCAAAACUCACGGGACACCUAAGAACAAAAGGGUUGAAAAUAACCAAAUUUAAAAACUGUGUACCAAUGGGUACCCUCCUCUCCCUUUGCCAUGUUGAUUAGAAUUCUUGAAAUACAGCAGAAGAUUUGCAGUUGAUAUCAACUUUACUAAGGAAAGGCAAGGGGUUUGGAGCACUCUAAUGAGAUUAAUAUUUGCAAUAGUUUAAGUCUAUUUCAAGAAAAGUUUUUCAGCCCUGUAACAAAAUGACUUAACCUCUGACAGUGAUAAUGUUGUCUUAGUUUUCUAUUAAGUUACUCAACUGAAAUAACUGUAACAAAUUUAACUUAAACUUGCCAUCACAAUGUAAGCAUUACACUUUACAUUGUAACAAAUAACAUUGCCUUCAAGAUCACUCUUGUACAGUAGAGACAACAGUUAACCCAGAAAACAUAAGAUUUCAACAACCUAAUUCCUUACUACCUUACUACCCGGUAUACAACAAGUGCAUGAGUGCUAUGCUAAGUAAGCAAUAUAAGUGAAUAAACACAAAACACACAAAACUAUUCAAACUAAAUUGUGCAGACUCUAGCAAAGAAUGUGUGGCAUUUUACUAAAUAGAGUUCUUUGCAUGGAGUUUAUCUGGUAUUUUAAUUACAUUGAGUAGACAACAAUCACCAGAUGAAAAUAGUUGGCAUUAAAACUCUUUCUAAUGAUGAUUUAAAACAUUUGGUUAAAUAAUUAAAAAUUAAAUAACAUAUAUAUGGCUAUUAACAAUAACAGGCAAAGUAAAGACCCAUUAAUCAGCAGUGAUGAAAUGAAAGAAAAUGGCUGUGAUGCAAUUCAACAAGUCAGCUGGUGAGGACAACUGUUAGGGCAGAACCAGGGUAGACAGAAGAUUGAAGAAAUCAUUUGUCUACUCUGGUAACUUUAGCUUAAAUUGAAAUAUGCUAUAUAAUCCUAUAUCCUAUAAGUUUCUUACUGAGUCAAAGUCUCUUGGAAUCCGUGGAUUGGCUCAGAUUUGGGCUUCCUUCUGAAAGGUCUUAGUAUUACUAUAAGAAAUAACUUACACAAAUAAGAAUAAGUCUUGUGCAUACAUGCACCAACUGUUACAAGCUUUUGUGUACUAAUUUUUUGUUGAAUAACCAUAAAUAUAAGUUAAAACAUCUUUUAAAAAUCUUUUAACAGGCGAUGUAGAUCAUCUGACAUUAUUGAUGAUGGAAAUAAAAAAUCAUCAUUUCUUAGUCUGGAAAAAGAGCAUAUCAGCAUUUCACCAAAGGUUGGUGUUGUAAUAACUUACUAGUAAAGUCAUCAUACAAGCCAAGAAGGCCACAGCAAAACACAUGCAACAUUUCAUUGAAACAUCUUGCAACAUUGUUGGAUCAUGUUGUGAGGGGGUUAGCCAAAUGCAUGCAACAUCUUGCUACAUCCAAAAAUGUUGCAACAAAAAUUUGACUAUUUUCAAACUUGAUUCAACACUGUCAAACAUCUUGCAACAUGUUGCUACAGGGUUGCCACACUUAUGCAACACGUUGCAUGCAACAAUGUUACAAGAUGUUGCUUUGAAAUGUUGAGUGUGUUUGACUGGGCCUUAAGAAUACAAAUCAAUGACCUCAUGCAGUGCUUAUGAUUUAACCAAAAGAUUUUGAUUUGCUGUCCAGGGCACCAACUAUUAGAUCACUGCAUCAAGGCUUGUGGCUGUAGCUAAUAAAUGAAGAUUUAGAUUUACUUCACCAUUUGACUGCAUGAUUGAAUUAGUGAAAGCUGUUGAGGCACCUCUAACAAGAUAAUACAAUUAAAUUUCAAUGCACUCAUUGUUAGGUGGAAGGAAGAAUUACAAUGGUCACAGAAGCAGAUAAGGAAGCGAGUAGGACUUGCUUUCCAGAAAAUGAGACUGUGCCUCUGAGUGAGCAAGUUAAACAAACACAGAGUCAAGAUACUUCACAAGGGGUAUGUUUGAGAGGUUUCUCUUCUUUAUUGUUUUGUACCAUAGAUUGUACUUUGAGUGUUUGUUCUGUACAUGUCAAACUCGUGAGCUCAGGCAGAGGCUUUUAAGAGGGACUGUUACUUUCAAAAUUUGGUCAAUGGACUCUAAAAUCUGAUUUUUAGAGAUGUUGAUAGAUUUAGUAGCACACGCAGUCUUGUAUCUCAUUUCUCAAUAACCUCUUUUUUCAUGAAUUAGAAUGAAUGCUUAGAGAAAAGUGAUUCUUCAGAACAAAUAGCGACUCAUCUAAAUGGAUCAGAAGUGGAAAAGACAGAUCAAAAUGGAUCAGAAGUGGAAAAUAGCACACAAGUUGAAUUGGGAACACACAAGAAACAAAAUAAGGAUAAUGUUGAGGACACUUCAGAUGAAAUUUUAGCAGUUGAAAAAGAAGUUACUUUACUGGACAAUUUAGCGGGCAAACUGAAAAAUGAUCAGAAUGAGGACAUCAUGAACAGAAACAUUAAAAACACAGCUGAUAAACAAGUAAAAGAGGUAGAAAAACAACAAGAAGCAGGCAAUGAAGAUCAGCUUUUGACAGCUGAUGUUAAAACUGAAAAACCUGAGCAAAGGAUAGAUAAUUCUUUGGUAAGUUUUUACACUGAUUUCUCAUGGACUUUGUCGACCAAUUUAUCAUUGUUUACAGUAACACUCUUUCCCUUUGUGGAAAACACUUCACAAUGUACAUCAGGACAACUGAGAUUAAACUGUAUUAUUUUUUAAAUGCAGUUUGCCAAGACUUACAGUUGAAAGUGAUUAAUUUCAUAUUUUGUUAUAACAUCUUUCCAGGGACCAGAUAUGGCAACAGAAGAUGAGUACUGGGAUUUGUGGGAGGCAGUAAAAGAAGAUGACAUUGAUGUGGUACUUGGAACAAGCCAAUGUAGCAUUUUUUUUGUUUAAUUUUUUUGGCAGAAGAUGAUAAGUGCUUGAGGUUUCUAACUGUCCUUUCUUGCUGAGUUUUAUAGGUGGAAAAUCUUCGCCAGGAGAAGAACAUUAGAUUCACUCGAUGUCAGGAUAACAAAACCAUUCUUCAUCUUGGAGCAGAGAGAAAUGCAGUCAAGGUAUUUGAAAUUGAGUUGUGUCAGCAUAUCUGGGAAAAUAAUCUGCUCUUUUUCAAUCCUGUCUUCAAGCUUAAAGCUUCCCUCUUUAUUACCAAUGCUGAGCACAUCUAAAGGAGAAGUAAUUUUUUAAGGUCUUGUGUCACCGUCCAAAAAGCUGUAUUCAAGGACUUUUAUCAUUUCAUCUACCCAGUGUGGAGACAAAGACAAUGAAAAUGAUAAAGACAAUAUUAAUGAUACUGAAUGAUUAAGUUAAUCAUUAUAAUGAUAAUUAUGAUCAUGACAGUGACAUUGACAUUGACAGUUAGAGUGAUAGUGAUUGUGAUAAUGAUAAUGCUGAUGAAAAUGAAACUUUUUAAAGGUAAUCCAGUACUUGCUGACUCAUGGAAAAAUGGAUCCAAAUGUCAAAGAUGAAAUAUUACAGGUUUUUUCAUUAAGCAUUUUUAGUAGAUUACUUAGUCCUGAAACAAUUUUAUCAAAUGCAUGUCAUGCCAGGUCAUCAGUUUGAAUGAUUAGGUAUUUUUUAUUUAGUAAUAAAUCUUUAUAAAGAAAAGAUGGAGAAUAUUGGUAAUUUUCAGUGAAGGAGUGCAUAAUAAUGGGAGUUUAUUUCAGUCAUUUCUUUAUGUGUCUUGUUGGGGGCUGGUUCUUGUCCACAAUGGACAAGCCAGGCGAGAGUCAACUGUACUUAAGUUCUCAAUGAACACACAGCUGACACAAACCAAUUGUUUCCUAUAUUUUCAACAGGGUAGUUUUAAGAAGAAAUUCCAGUGAUUUGUCUUGUCUAUUUAGGGGGUCCCUCUCCAUGGCGCAGCAGAAUAUGGAUCAAUUGAUGCUGCCAGAGUUCUUUUAGAGCAUGGAGCAGAGGUAAAUCAAGUGAAACUUGCUGGAACUGUUGAUAAUAGACAAUUUGUCCUGACUAGGUUGUUCAUUUUCAGUUGAGCCCUUUGUAAAUUGAGGAUUAUUCUUUUUUUUUUUUUUUUUAAUUUACAUGAAAUUGAGUUUGAUACCCUUAUCUUCAUCCAGAUCAACAAGCAAGACCUAAUUGGGAAUACAGCAUUACAUAUUGCUUGCGAACAUGAACAGGUGAGAUGCCAAGAGGAAAGCAAAAGAUUGAUAGCCAAUGACGUAAUGCUACAUUCUAUUAUAGAAAAUAACAUUAGUUAUAAAAACGUUACUGUGACCUGAUUGGUUGGAUGCUUGUUUUGUAUUUAAAUUAUGAUGAAAAGUUAGAUUUGUACAAAUUAUGGAGCAGAAAAUCAGUUAAGCAGAGUCUGAUGAAAUGUGCUGGUAUAUUGUUUCAUUUUUAAAGGUUAAAAUGAGAACAUUCCUCAUUGAUCAAGGUGCUGAUAAAACUAUAAAAAACUCAGGUAUGUAAUAAACUUAUUUUGAUUAUAUGAUUGUUUUUUAAGGAGGAAUGCUUUUUUAAAAAGUUACACUCAGUAUGUUUUGUUGUUCCAACAUUGUAUACUAAGAAUAUGAUAUCUUAAAAACACUUUUUUUAUAGACAUUUUAUCUCUCCAGAUGAAAGUAUGUCUUAUGUCAUCACUAGUGCAUGAUAAGGAGACUGGAAAACAACUCCCAGGAAACCCACAGAUGUCCCUUUUCCAACUAAUGGUCUUCUCAUCCUGCAGGUCACUUUACCCUUUUGGGCUUCUCAUCUUGUGUGUCUUCUCAUCCAGCAGGUCUUCUCAGCCAGUGCAUCUUUUCAUUCCAUGGGUCCUCUCACCUUGUAGGUCUUCUUGUUCCAUGGGUCUUCUUGUUCAGCAGGUCUUCUCAUCCAGCAGGUCUUCCUAUCCUGCAGUUCUUCUCAUCCAGUGGAUCUUCUCAUUCCAUGGGUCUCUUUAUCCCACAUGUUUUCUCAUCUCACAUGUCUUCUUAUCCAGUAGUUCUUCUCAUCCAGCAUAUCUUCUCAUCUCGUAAGUCUUCUCAUCCAGUAGGUCUUUUCAUUCCUCAGGUCUUCUCAGCCAGUGGGUCUUUUCAUUCUUUGGGUCUUUUCAUCCUAGGCGUCUUCUCAUUCUGUGAGUCUUCUAAUCCAGCAAGUAUCCUCAUUGUGCAGGUUUUCUCAUUCUGUGGGCCCUCUAAUCUCUUGGGUCUUCUCAUUCAAUGGGUGUUCUUUAUCCUGCAGGUCUUCUCAACAAGCAGGUCUGAUCCUGUGCGUGUUCUCAUCUUGUGCAUCUUCUCAUCCUGUGAUCACUCUUAUCCUGCAUAUUUUGGUCUACCCUUUCCACAGGUCUUAUGAUCUAUAAUCUAUAAGCUAUAACACAAUGCAUUUUUUAUAGGUGGUUUUUGUCCAGAUAGUACUGAGAUGAUAUGUUGUGUUCUUGUAUUCCUUUUUUUUUCUUGCAGAUGGUGAAACUCCUACUGUUUAGAUACAAAUUAUUAAAUAUGUAUUUUGACUUUUGUGUAGAUUACUUGUGAAAAUUUAUGAAAAAUCACUCAAGAUUCUCUGAGAUGCACAGCUAAUCAAAAUUUGUAUUGAGAUAAAUUAAAAGUUUAGGGCUACUUCUUUAACAUUCUUCUUAUGAAAAUAUAAACAGAAAGGAUUUGCCUUUAAGUUGUUGUUAAGUGGUAUCCUAGGUUAAUGUUUUCCUUCUUUUUUUUUUUUUCCUUAAUUUGCUUUCUUAGCUCUGUCAUUAUCUUUCCAGUGAUCAGGAAAGUAUUUUGAGGGUGCUGGUGUACUAAUAAAUUAUUUCAACUAGCAAGAUGAAAAUAUUGUUAAUUAGUAUAUACAACACAGGUAAAUAGUGCUUUUCGCAUGUGCUGAUUGGCUAGUUAGGAAGUGAUUAGCAAGUACUAUUCACUACUAAGCAGCAAAAUAUACAGAAGUGCACAUCUAGAGUUAAAUCUCUGACCAUAUUUUGGUAUAUUGACAGAAGUAAACUUAUUUUUUCGGUUUUGUGUGGCAUAUGCUAAAACAAUUAUGCACCUUAGUAUUGGGAAAGGUGUGGAUGCUUACUUACAAAUAUUUUUGAUGUAAAAUAAUGGAAAUUUGUAUUUAUAGUAGUUGUAUUUAGCACAAAGAUUAUCCAUUAUUUGAUUGUAAGAUUUUGUAAUAUUUGUUUGAAGGGAGUCUUGAAGAAGUUAUUUAUUAAAUGGGUACUAUUUUUUGACAUGAAGGAAUGUUAUUAAGGGCUGUAAACAGUUGAAAUUAUGAAAGUUUUCUUAAUAAAUGGUUUCAAUAAAGUAAUACCUUGAAGGACAUAGUGAUGUGAAUUAUACAAUAUUAUAUAUGACAGAGUGCUUGUACUGAAUACUAUUGGACACAAAUCCCAGUGCAAGAGCAGUAUGUGGUGUGAGCAGGGCCUGAAAAGGUCCUGCAAGAUGCUAGUCAAAGGAAGAAAUAGAAGGGGCGAAAGUCACUGCUGACACAUAGUAAAAUGCUGAUUGAUCAAGUGAGGUUAGGCCUGACAGGAACAUUUUUGGCUUUUGAUCAUGUCACAUGUACCUUGCUGAGUUUAAUCAAUUAGCUAUUAGUUCAAGCCAAAUAUUUAUCUCUCCAACCCAUCCACUUAAUCAACAAUAUCUCACAUGAAGUCACAAAAUCAGUCUAAUAAUUUGCCUUCUAGCUGCAAUGCACUUCAUUGUAAAUUGGUUUAAAGAAUAGUUGUUUAACUAAUUCACAAAGAAAAAAAUGAACUGUACCAUGGAGUUUGGUUUCAAACCAAAUCAAAGAAGUGCAUUGUACAAGAUUAAAGAGAAGGGAAAGUGCAUUGUACAAAAUUGAACUGCCUGAAGAGAAAGAACUAACUUUUUAUCACACUGAUGUGACUUUGACUUUAUUUAUAUUACAAAUUAAUAUAAUUUCCUACAAACAGGUAACAAGAACAAGCUGUUGUAUAAGCUCUAUGGUGUAUCUUCAUAAACAUGGAAAUUUUUUUAGGAGGGGUGGGGGGGGGGGAGGAGGAGGAAGGGGAGAGAGGUACAAUAGUUGUGAGUCAUUUUACUUUAUUGCACCUAAAUUUUUUAAUUAAAAAUCUUCUAAUUUGCAAGUGUCAAACAUUGUGACAGUGUGAGGUAGUGCAUAAACUGUAUUGCAGAAGUUGCUAAAACCCUUUAAACCCUAAGUAACCAGCAUCUAAUUUCUCCCUACAGUAUUUUUGGUGAAUCAUUCAUUAAGAACUAGAGAAUAAAGAAAAUGAUUGCUAACCUAAGAUGCUUUGAUAGUUAAACAAAUUGUCCCUGUCAGUACCAAAGGUAAUGUAGAGAGGAGUAUGGAGAAUAAGGAUUCUGGCUUUAGGGUUUAACCCUUUAACUUUAACUCCCAUGAGUGACCAAGACAGAAUUUCUCCUUACAAAAUUGAUAUGAUAUCAAUCAGAUAAGUGAUAAGAACAAAGAAAAAUAUCAAUUUGGGGUUAAUUAAUUGAUCCAAUGCUAAAUUCUCUGAACUAACAUAAGAAUUGUAUGGUUAACAGUAAGGAGAAUUACAAAUUUGAUCUAGGAGUUAAAGGGUUAAAUUAUCACGCUAACAAAAUUACAACUUCACAAUAUUUAUUUAGCAAAUUGGUAUACAUUUCUUUCACUUUCUUGAGACAAUUUUCUCUCCAAUAUUAUUUAACAUUAAAAAUUUCAGCAUAAAGUACUUUGUUGAAUUUUAUCAAAUAAGCUGGACAAUCAAUUUUGUGCCAUUUCAUUUCAGUUUGAGAGAUUCCAGAUAAUAAAAAAAUAUAUUCAAAUAUUAAUGAGCCAAAACUGAAUGCAUAACAUCUAAUUAACAUUACACAAGAAUGAAAGGACAUUCUCAAAUCCUUGUGCAUCACUGCCAAAAUCUGACAAAGAAUUUAGUAUACGUAAGCAUUUUACAGCAAUUUUUUGCAAUGCUGACCUAAAUCCGUUUGUUUCAAGCUCCUACAGCAUGUGCAUGCAGCUAAUUCUAUCAUUCUUUGAAGUUGCAUCAAUGGGUUAGAUGUUACACUGCUUCAGUAUGACUGCUUAGUUUGAUGGGAAAAAGGUAUUAACAGCUCUUGAAUGAAUAACAGAUCUUGAAUGUGACAAUUAAAUAUUCAGAAGUGAGUCUGGAUAAGCAAAAAUUCCUUAUAAUUGAGGUUCAGAUAAUUUAAGUUUGAUUUUAUUUAAUUUUCAUAAUCAUAUCCUUUCCAAAGGUGGAAAUAAAAUUGUAUUGGUUUCUAAAGUGUGCUUUCUUAAGAGUGUCUUCUGAAAAUCACAAUUUUGAAUAAAUUGCUGCUGUAGUUCUUCCACAUGGAUGAAAGACAUAAAAUGUUGUACAUUAAAAUAAUAAAAUGCUUUGGUCAACACACAAAAUGUAUCCAAUGUUAUUUACAGUAUGUUUUUUCUAGUAAAAAGGUAUUAACAGCUCUCGAUUUCCUAAUAGAAUAUUUUGCAAAGAAACACCCAAGUAUUAAAAUCUUAGCCCAACCUUACAGUUUCUUUUGUUACAUUGUUGGCUACAUGGAAAUGUGUUCAAACAACUUUUGAGGUAGACAAGUCUGUCUUUCGCAAUAUUUCUCUUGUGAAGUUUGCCUUGAAGCCUUGACUUCAAGAGCACAACCCCAGCUCUCUAGCUCAUAUCCAAACUGUCCAAUGUGUACCAUUCACCCAGUGAGUUUUUCUGCACACCAUAAAUACAAUGUUACUCAAAAUAGUUAAUCAUACAGUAACAUUAAGGUAAUAAAGUGAAAAAUUGUACCACAAUAUCAUUUCUGUAUCUUAAAGUUCCCAGUUGCUUCAGUCAAUCAGUUCACUAGUGUCAUGAUGUUGGAUAAGGUUGGCCCUACAUUGGAGCUGGAGGCUCCUGUAUAAAAUGCAUUACAUUACUGUGAAGCGCAAAGUAAAUAAAUUAAUUAAUGAUCCCUUAUAAAUCGUAGUGAAUUAGGAAUGAAAUACAAUAAGAAUGUAGAUAUUAAGGUAUAUCUAAAAAUAUAUAAAAGCUACUACCCAUCAAUAUUAACUAUGAUAGGCUUUACUUUUAACUGUUGUUGAAAACACACUUGAAUCUUGAAUGGAAGUAGGUUUAUGUCUAAGUGUGCAGAGUAUCAUAUGCAACAUACCAGCAAAUGUGACCAUCAAGUGGUGCCAAUCAACCAUAACCAUGAGAUAUGUUGAACAAGGCUCAGUUGAUCAAAGAGCAGAUAAAGCUAUCCAGAAGAUAAGUGUUAGCAAAACAUACUGCCCUUUCAACCAGACAGAGAUUUAUCCAGUGCAUAGUGUUAUCCUCUCUUUGAACAACAAGGUACACAGAUAUUUCUUUGUAUACAUAUAUGUGUAUUUUCAGAUUCUACAAUCAACUGUUGUCUUUUUCAUCAUUUGAAAUGUCCCUUGCAGGUACAUAAGUUUUCUGUGUUACAGAUAUUCUUUUGGGAAACACAUUGCAAGAAGUUAAAUAUGUGUAGCCUUCAGGGCUCAGUUGUAUUAUGGGCCAAUAAUGCUAUCCAAUGGAUAAAUCGCUAUCCAGUGGAAAAGGGAAAGCAAAAUGUAUAACAUUAUUCACCAGAUAGAGUUUUAUCCAGUGGAUAGUGUUAUCCAAUCUUCAAAACAACUGAGACCAGGUCUGUAUCCCCAUUUUUCUCUACCAUGGAAGGAUGUGUACUUCAGAUUACAAUGGAUUUUAACAUCCUUCAAGUACCCCAGCACAACCACUUGAAAUGGACUGUCCAAGCUCUCACUUUGCAAGGAGCGUAUCAGUUUGGUUGACCAGUUCCCACCAACAAAUUCAACUACACCUGGUUAGAUGUCAAACUGAAGACUUGACUGACGAAACAGUAACUGGAAUAGCCUUGAGCUCAGUUCUCAUACAAACAAAUUCACCUAUCACAGCCAUCAAUGCCAUACAUGUUAAGUUCAACAUCCACCAGCUACCGGAUGAUGGAAAACCAUCAUAA
Pocillopora meandrina is the source of this 18373-nucleotide messenger RNA. NCBI's taxonomy places the organism in Eukaryota, Metazoa, Cnidaria, Anthozoa, Scleractinia, Pocilloporidae. The record is from the annotation of a GenBank genome assembly.